This is a messenger RNA of Corythoichthys intestinalis (scribbled pipefish), 4490 nucleotides long. RefSeq names its product polyunsaturated fatty acid 5-lipoxygenase-like. Gene Ontology annotation, cellular component: nuclear envelope. The record is from RefSeq and is a predicted model, not a curated record. The transcript is spliced from 14 exons. Gene Ontology annotation, biological process: arachidonate metabolic process; hepoxilin biosynthetic process; lipoxygenase pathway. NCBI's taxonomy places the organism in Eukaryota, Metazoa, Chordata, Actinopteri, Syngnathiformes, Syngnathidae. Bases 15 to 2039 code for a protein of 674 amino acids. Gene Ontology annotation, molecular function: protein binding; iron ion binding; arachidonate 5-lipoxygenase activity.
AAUCGUUGACAGCGAUGCCAUCGUACACGGUGACCGUCGCCACAGGGACGCAAGGCCGGGCGGGGACCGAUAACUACAUCUCCAUAACGCUGGUGGGCACCGAGGGGUUUAGUCAGAGGACUCGAUUGGAAAAACCUCAGCACGAUGACUUUGAAAGAGGAUCGGUGGAUUCCUACCCGAUAACUGUGGAGGAGGCCCUGGGUGAGAUUAUGUUGGUGAAGCUGGAGAAGAAAAAGUACUUAGCAAAGGACGACUGGUACUGUAGGUACGUCUCGGUGAGGACUCCAGGCGGAGACAACAUGGAAUUUCCAUGCUAUCGCUGGCUGGUGGAUGACAAGGAAGUUGUACUGCGGGAUGGGCGAGCUCGAUUGCCUCAGGAUGAUAAGACGAACCUGCUCAAGCAACACAGAGAAAAUGAGCUGGAAAUAAGACGCAAAGCUUUCAGAUGGAUGGAGUGGCAGCCAGGAUUUCCUAUGAGCAUUGAUGCAAAGAGACACCGAGAUUUGCCCCGGGACGUUCAGUUUGACAGUGAAAAAUCAGUGGAUUUCGUGCUGAACUACAACAAAGCAAUCCAGAACCUAUUCUUGAACCACUUCAUACACAAGUUCCAGUCAUCCUGGAAGGACUUCGAUGAUUUUAAAAAGAUCUUCAGGAGGAUCAAAAACACUAGCUCAGAGUAUGUGAUGCAACACUGGAAAGAGGAUUUCCUGUUCAGCUACCAGUUCUUGAACGGCUGCAAUCCUGUCCUCAUCCAAAAGAUCAGCAAAAUUCCUGACAAGUUUCCCGUCACCAAUGAAAUGGUGGCCGUCAGUCUGGAGAGGGAAUUGACCCUUGAACAGGAAGUGAAGGCCGGUAACAUCUACAUAGUGGACUAUGACGUGUUAGAUGGCGUCAAAGCAAACGAUACAGACGCCCUGACCCCACAAUACAUGACCGCUCCCAUCUGUCUUCUGUACAAGAACACACAGAACGAAAUCUUGCCAAUAGCAAUUCAGUUGGGUCAAACUCCAGGUGAGGACAACCCCAUCUUCCUGCCUACAGACAGUGAGCACGACUGGCUGUUGGCAAAGAUCUGGGUGCGUUCAUCCGACUUCCAGCACCACCAGACGGUCACGCACUUGCUCAGAACACAUCUGAUUUCUGAGAUGUUUGCUAUCGCCAUGUUCAGACAGCUCCCUGCUGUCCACCCCGUCUUCAAGCUACUCAUUCCACACAUCCGUUUCACCAUCGCCAUUAACACCAAGGCCAGAGAGGAGCUUAUCUGUGAGCGGGGUCUCUUUGAUAAGGCAAAUGCCACAGGUGGAGGCGGUCACGUCCAAUUGAUUCAGAAAGUCAUGAAGACCCUGACCUUCAGGUCUCUCUGCUUCCCGGAUGAGAUCAAAGCUCGGGGUGUGGACAGCAAGCAGGAGCUGCCCUCCUACUUCUACAGAGACGACGGCAACAAAGUGUGGGAGGCCACUAAGAGCUUUGUGUCCGACGUGAUCGACAUCUACUACAGUAGCGAUGAAACAGUGCAGGUAGACGAAGAAAUUCAGGCUUUUGUCAAAGACGUACGUGACUAUGGUAUGAGAGACUUCCAUCAAUGUGAGUUCCCCGAGUCGCUUAAAUCCCGCGAGGAACUGAUCGAAUAUUUGACCGUCAUCGUGUUCACGGCUUCGGCCCAACAUGCAGCAGUCAACUUCGGACAAUACGACUGGUAUUCCUGGAUUCCCAAUGCUCCAUCAACCAUGCGGAAGCCCCCGCCCGAUCGGAAAGGUUCUGCGGAUAUAACCCUCAUCAUGGAGAGUCUUCCGGAUCGAGGACGCUCCAGCUGGCACCUGGGGGCUGUCUGGGCACUCAGCCAGUUCCAGAAGAACGAGCUCUACUUGGGAAUGUACCCUGAUGAGCACUUCCUGGAAAAAACGGUGAAAGCUUCUAUGGAGAAGUUCCGGAAGACUCUGAAAGAGAUCAGCUGCGACAUCAAGGCGAGGAACUGCCAACUGAAAUUCCCUUACUGCAACAUGUCGCCUGAUAAGAUACCCAACAGUGUCGCUAUUUAACUUAGUGGCUGUCGUUGUUAAAAAUAAACUUUUUGAAUUGAGCACACACUACAACACCUGCAACACUUAAAGGGCAGGUGAAGAGCUUUUUGGAUUUUGGUGUAAUUUUACAAAUAUAAACUUUGGACAAUUUCGUCGAAAAAAAACAUGUAAUUUCUAACGUGUAACUGCAAGGAUAUUUAAAAAAAAAAUUUUUAGCACUUCGUCAUUACUGCAUUACCAAACCCGGAAAUGUGAUGUAAAUUCCCGAACGCAACAGAAGACUAUCCCCAGCGAGCCUAGCAGCAGCAGCAGCGAUAUCAGUGAUAUUUCCUCCGUAAGUAACCUUCAGGAUCGCUGUCUCGUGACGCUAACGAUGGCAAAGGCUACCAGGAAAGAUCAUCCACCAUUAAUUCCGUUUGAGCCUGAGGCAUCAGAUGACAAUGAUUUACUCGACACAGCAGACGUUGGUAAUGACGCCGGUUGGCAGCUCGACACUUGGCGAAAGGCCUAUGUCUAGCAUCGUAAUUUCUCACUUAACCUUUGUUUCCCAUGUCAUUCUGUGAUAUAAUUAUCAUUAAUCGAAUAAACAGACAAGUCGUUACAUUUAUUACUAGAUCUAUAUAUGAAAUUGACAUGAAUAGACAAACCUAAUGACAGGCAAGCAACAGCAACAAAAAAACAGGUUGCGCUCAAGUAAUAAACGUAUCAAAUUGACAUGAGUAGACAACCUGUCAGCUGUCUAAUGACAGGCAAGCAACAAAAAAAAAAAAAAAACAGGUCGCACUUCAAGGAACAGGCAGUUGGUUUUGCCCUCCUAUUAUAGUGAAAAUUGCAUCAAAUUUUAGAAUCAGAAAAGCCAGUAAGGGUCUACUUACGUCUUUGAAAAACCAAGGUUGUAUCAUCUUAGGCUUUCAAAGCUGUCGUUGCAGAAAUGUUUAAAACGAAGAUGCGAUCGAAGAGCCGUGGAGAAGUUCUUCCGCUCCACUCUCACAAAAAGAUGUCCAAAUCCUAGCAGAAGUUUUUUUUGGCCUCGAGCCUUCGUGUGAGCAAUUCAUCGCUACACAUCGAGAUGGCAUAAGGAAUCUCGCGAGUAAAACCCAAAAAAUGUUUGCAAUAAAUGGUGAGAAUAGCAUGGUGCUAUACUUUCGUAUUGGAGUGCUGUCGAGGAGUUCGGGAAUUGACGUCAUCAGGUAGCUGCCGGCAGCAAGGCGCGUCCCUCGUUGCUAAGGUGUUGCUAUGGCAUUAACUCAAAAACUACGUGGCCAAUAAAAAAAAAACUUUUUGGUAAUGUGAGUUUUGAGACAGCGAAUGAUGCAUUCAAUACAAUUUGACAAAGUAAAAUGCCCAUAAAUUUAAGUCUUCACCUGCCCUUUCAGACUAAGGAAAUCCAUUAACAACUCAUUGGCUGCGCUAAACUUCCAAUCCAUUUGAAGUAGGAGGGUUGGCAGCAAAUGAACAAACAUUUGCUGCCACCCUCUCCACUUCAAAUGUAUUGGACAUCUACUCGCCAUCAGUGUUGUUAAUAACGGCGUUAGAGUAUAACGGCAUUACUAACAGCAUUAUUUUUGUCAGUAGUGGGUGUACUUGCCGAUGCUACAAUAUAAUAAUAAUAAUAAUAAUAAUGUUUUUGUUUUAUCUUACCAAGAGUUUCAGAGCCUCACCAAUAUAUUGAAAAAUAUAUCUAUAUAUUAGGGGUGUGACGGCACACACAAGUCACGGUUCAGUACAGCAGGAAAAAGGCAUUUCAAAGUUAGUUUGUAUACCAUUACAUUCUUAUAUAGGUGAAAAAAAUGUUAAAAAAAAAAAAAAAUGUUGGUAUGUUGCUAUGUUUUUGGGGAAUGAAAAAGUUCACUUCAAUCAGUUCAUAUAAACAUGUUUGAUGUGAAAGAUGUUAUAGAAUGGAUCAUGUAAUAAAGAACAGGGGUCAGCAACCUUUUUGGUGUGGAGUGCCACUUUCAAAUUUUCUUGUGAAUCAGUGUGCCACACCAAGAUUAAUGAUGCACAUCCGAAGUUUUAUUUCCAACAGAGCUGUAAUUUUACUCCAAAGAAAACAACAUGGACAUACAUUAAAAUCCUACAACUACCAUUCUUCUUAAUCAGUUAACUAAAAAAAUAAAUGCAUUGUAGAAAAUAUCAAAACUUGAAAAUAAGUGCAACAGUAAUAACAACUGUCCAGCAGGAUCAUCUUAUGUAAACAUAUCACACACACACACCCCAGCAACAAGAAAAGGGGAACAGGUGUGAUUCUCAGUGCAGGUCUCUCACAGGACUGAGUGGGCUGUUUUAACCUUCAAAGUCAGAACAGGCAACUCUUAGAUUUUGUCUUGUUCACAAACAUUACAAAUAUAAAAGAUGCCUAUGUGAUCCAUUGCCCUGUUUUCCAUGAAUUUUCAUUUUUUGUCUCUUAGUGGCAUUUGACACUUGUUGUGAGACACAACACUUUCGAGGCAUAAUGCACAAACAGCUAGC